Messenger RNA from Trichosurus vulpecula (common brushtail), 2775 nucleotides. RefSeq names its product mevalonate diphosphate decarboxylase (gene MVD). Lineage: Eukaryota; Metazoa; Chordata; Mammalia; Diprotodontia; Phalangeridae. Gene Ontology annotation, biological process: isopentenyl diphosphate biosynthetic process, mevalonate pathway; isoprenoid biosynthetic process. Bases 138 to 1334 code for a protein of 398 amino acids. Gene Ontology annotation, cellular component: cytosol. The transcript has 10 exons. The record is from RefSeq and is a predicted model, not a curated record. Gene Ontology annotation, molecular function: ATP binding; diphosphomevalonate decarboxylase activity.
GAGCGAAGGGGGCGGGGCCUUCCAGGUGCGUGGGCCGGCCAGUCACUCAGGGCUCGGGCAUGAGCUGGCGGUGCUACCCGUGAGUGGAGUGCGUCCGGCUGGCUGUCAAGUGCGUGGUUGGGGGUUCGGUUUGGGCCAUGGCCUCCGAGAAACCGCUCGUCGCCAUCACUUGCACCGCCCCCACCAACAUCGCGGUCAUCAAGUACUGGGGAAAACGUGAUGAAAAACUGAUUUUGCCCAUCAAUUCCUCACUGAGUGUCACUCUGCACCAAAAUCAGUUAAAAACCACCACGACAGCAGCCAUCAGCCGGGACUUCAAAGAGGACCGAAUCUGGCUGAAUGGCAAGGAGGAGGAUGUGGGGCACCCACGGUUACAGUCCUGCCUUCGAGAGAUCCGUCGCCUAGCUCGCAAAAGGAGGAGCGGGAGUGAUGGCGAUUCUGUUCCUCUUUCCUACAAGGUGCACAUUGCCUCCGUGAAUGACUUCCCCACAGCAGCAGGCCUGGCCUCCUCAGCAGCGGGGUACGCCUGCCUCGUCUAUACUCUGGCCCAGCUCUAUGGAGUCGAGAGUGAGCUCUCAGAAGUGGCCCGGCAAGGCUCGGGCAGUGCUUGCCGGAGCAUGUUGGGUGGCUUCGUGCAGUGGCACAUGGGAGAAAGGCCUGAUGGCAAGGACAGCAUCGCCCAGCAGGUUGCACCAGAGUCCCAUUGGCCAGAGCUCCGAGUGCUUGUUCUGGUGGUGAGUGCUGAAAGAAAACCAGUGGCCAGUACGGCUGGAAUGCAGACCAGCGUAGAAACCAGCCCUCUGCUCAAAUUUCGGGCUGAGUCUGUGGUGCCAGGGAGGAUGGCAGAGAUGGUGCGGUGCAUCAAGGAGCGGGACUUUGAGGGGUUUGGCCAGCUAACCAUGAAGGACAGCAACCAAUUCCAUGCCACUUGCCUGGACACCUUCCCUCCCAUUUGUUACCUCAGUGACACAUCUCGGCAGAUCAUCGGCCUGGUCCACUGCUUCAAUGCCCACUACGGCAAGACUAAGGUGGCGUACACCUUUGAUGCCGGUCCCAAUGCCGUGAUCUUCACCCUGGAAGACACAGUGGCUGAAUUUGUCGCUGUCAUAAAACAGAUCUUCCCCCCAGAGAUGAAUGGAGACAAGUUCCUGAAAGGCUUGGCAGUAGAGCCUGCUGAGCUCUCAGAAGAGCUAAAAUCUGCUUUGGCCGUGGAGCCGUCUCCUGGAGGAAUCAGAUAUGUCAUUGCCACUCAGGUGGGGCCUGGACCACAGGUCCUGGAAGAUCCCCAGCAGCAGCUCCUGGGCCCCAAUGGCCUGCCCAAGCUGGCAUCCUGAGCGUGUACUAUCUCAAGGUGUCGUGCACCUCAGGGAGAUGGAGCCAAAUGGGGAGCAUUGUUGCAACUUCUGGUUAUACUAUCAGGGAUUGGCUUGGCAGGACUCUGGCUGCUUUCCCAGUUUCUGUACCUGACUGGAAAAAUAUUGUCAGGCAGGGGAUUUUGUCAAAGGUGCCACUAGCAAGGACUUGUGCAUUGGAAACUGGGAUGCUUGACUGUCAGCUGCUCCAACCUCUAGUGGCAGAGGCGGCGGUUGUUGUCCUUCCCAUGGUGUCUGUCACCUCACUCCCCCGUGUGCAGAUUGUAGAGGUGGUGUCUUUGUGGCGGGGACCCCAGACAGCCCUGUGCAUAGCCCAUCCAAGCCAAACAGCUAUCGGGCAGGAGUGACACCAGAUCCUGUGAGAGCCAGUGGUGGAGGGUCUUGUUCCUCUCUGACUCUUCCUCCAAAGCCGUCCUUGCUGCUCUUCAACAAAGUCCACAGAGGAAAAAAGUGAUCAGUCUUUUCUGCUAGACUGUUGUCGACAGUUCUUGAUCUGUAUUAAAUGCAUGGGAGUGUGCCACCUACCAGCCCCUCGGGAGCCCGCAGAGGGAGGGUACUUCUUGGGGCGGUGGCCUGGAGGGCCAAUCUUUGCCAAAUUUUGCUUGGGUGUUCCAGAAUUUAACAUGAAGCCACUGAAUAUGAGUUUAAUUUUCUUUAAAAAAACCGAUUAAUUUAAAAUGAUCUCCAAGUGGUCUUUCUUUGAAGCCAGUGAUGGCGUGUUAACCUUGGGCAUCUGCUCCCUUGCUCCACACACCUAAAAGGUGGUUGUUGGCAUUAAUCUUGAGUGGGACGUGAGGUUCUGCAAGGAUAACUGACUUGCCUUUGGAUCUGUGUUCAAAUUUCUGUAGGAACAAGCCCCUUCCCGUUGGCUCCCAGAAUGGAGCUCUCUUCCAUUAUUACCAGACUUUGGGGAAGAGGAUGGGUGAUGUCAGCAGAGGCAGGGUUCAGCUUCGCCCCAGAAAUAGAAGUCGAUUACUUCACCCCAGAAAGAAGUGCUAUUGUGUCCUCUCUUAUCUCGCGUUGUGUUGAAGGGAAGCGUCCCUGUUUGUACGUUACUGUGAUAAUUCGUGUUCAUCACGAUGACCCUGGAGCUCCUUCUGACUCUCCAAUGGAAGGUCUGAUUAUGAUCAGCCUUAUCAGUGUUCCCAUUCAACAUUUAGUCAUCCCAUACCCCCUUUCCAUGGAUUACCAGGCCAAAUAUUCGAUUAUCCAAUACAUUCUGUUUUCUAACUAUGGCGGCCAAUUACAUUUGCCAUUUAAACAGUACUGUAAUCAUGUAAGUGAACAAAAAAAGAACUCCAAAAGGAUGCUUCCCUUAUGCUCAGUGUUUAUCACCCCAACACCAACACCCUGGGAGCUGCAGGUCAGAGAGAGUCAGUGAUUGCAAAGGUAGAAGCAAAGG